AUGCACACAGUUGGUGAUUCCAUCGACUACAAGCACAAUGAUCAUGUCACACCUGACUUUGGCAACGGCGGAUACACGUAUCUUUUGCAAUAUCAAUUCAAUGAACUGGAUGAAUCGGAGAUGCUUGAUAACUUCUUCUUUAAGUCCAGUGAAGACCGUGAAUCAUUUGAGCAAGCGAACGUUGAAUGCGGUGUGGAAUACUUCCUCGCAACUAAAUCCUACGAUGAGCGAUUGUAUCAAUUGUGCAUGAUGAUUCGAGGCGAUUGGUUCUGCAACAACCAAAACGUGUGGAAUCUCGCUGGAUUCUUUGCUCGUCAACCUCAUUCUGAUUGGUAUUUGAUGCGCAAGACCUGUUCGAUGCAAUGGAAGGAUGACUAUGAAGUCAAUGAGCCAAGGAAAACAUCCACUUUGAAGACAUUUAUGCUUUCUACACUUGAUCAGGAUUUCGAAUUGACAUUCAAGUCUGAGCGAAAGUUGGCAACACUAACUCAGCUGGUGGAAUUGACUGGUCGGACAAUUGAUGACAUGCGUUCAGCCAUGGUUGAUACAUCAUUUGAGAUCGAUGAGCUUGAGUAUUGGGCCGAAAAGUAUCUAGUGAUCGAGAACAAGCCUCAAUCGCGACUUUGA
Messenger RNA from Plasmopara halstedii, 627 nucleotides. RefSeq lists its product as uncharacterized. The record is from RefSeq and is a predicted model, not a curated record. The transcript is spliced from 2 exons. NCBI's taxonomy places the organism in Eukaryota, Oomycota, Peronosporomycetes, Peronosporales, Peronosporaceae. The coding region runs from base 1 to 627 and encodes 208 amino acids.